Messenger RNA from Aspergillus japonicus CBS 114.51, 1481 nucleotides. RefSeq lists its product as uncharacterized. The transcript has 2 exons. NCBI's taxonomy places the organism in Eukaryota, Fungi, Ascomycota, Eurotiomycetes, Eurotiales, Aspergillaceae. Gene Ontology annotation, cellular component: Mis6-Sim4 complex; kinetochore. The record is from RefSeq and is a predicted model, not a curated record. Bases 203 to 1363 code for a protein of 386 amino acids.
CUUCUUUGGGUUAUUUAUUGAAUCAUUGAAAGUUACGCCGCGACCCAACUUUGAACCCGGUGGAUCUGCCGAUAACAGAUCUUCACGUGACAUUCCACUUCAUCAACAAACACUGCAUACAUUGAUCGAUCACCAACUGCAUCAUCACCCACCACCCUCCCUCAAUCUCAACCUCCACCACACUACACCAACAACCUCAAAAAUGUCCACCCCCUCCCCAAACACGGAAGAAGAAACCGAAUCCCUCGAUUCCGAAAUCUCCACCAUCCGCGCCCAACUGAAAGCCCUCCACCACCGCCGCCGCAUCCUAACCAACAGCCUCCUCACCUCGCGGCCCCUCCAACGCCUCGCCAAAUCCCACCCCUCCCAGACCACCGCAACCAUCGCCGGAACCCCCCCGAAAUGGCCCGACCUCUCCCCGCUCCUGCACACCUCCGCCCGCCACGCCGACCUCAACCACCACCGCAUCGCCUUCUCCACCACCGCCUUCCCCUUCACCGAUCCGGCGCCUGGCCCCUCCGCGGCUAAGAAUUUGCUGGGAGUGCGGAUUGACAUCUGCGCCCGGGACGGGUCGUACGUGAAGCCGUAUUAUAUUCUGUUGCGGCGGGUGGGGCUACACACCCCGAAUAAUGAGGCGGAGCGGCAGCAGCAGCAGCAGCAGCAGCAGACGGGUGCGAGGGGCAGGGGGAAUAGGGUGCUGUGCGUGCAUCGGCAUACGGUGCCGGCGGUGGUGGAUCUGGGGGCGUUGGAGCGGGUGUAUCUGCCGCGGGCCAAGGCUGCUGAUGCCGUGGGAGAGGAGGGGGAAGGGGAAGGCGAACAGCAACACGAAAAAGAAGAGGCAGCGCCGCGCAAGCCGUGGAAGCACCAACCACGCAAGCAGAAUCUGAGGGGAUUCCUGCGCGAGGUCAGGCGGCAGUUGGUCGUGUGGCAUGUGCGCUGUGACGGGGUCCGGUAUCUGCGGGAGCGGCUGGGGGUGGUUCGCCGGGGAGCCGAUUCCGACGAGGAGAACGGCGUCUGGGAGCGGGAUGUGCUGGCGGAAGACCCGAUUCAAGAAACCAAGAUCGCGAAGAAUGCGCUGGGCAUCGUCGCGUUGGGGGCCACCGCGCUGGAGGCGGUCUAUGUGCGCGUCGAGUGGGAGGACGGCCGGGUCGGGCGGUUCAAGAUCUCCAAUGCGGGGUUGGUGGAGCGGGCGGUCGUGAUGGGGGACAAUGGGCGGGAUAAGUUGAUGGAGGCGGUUAUGACGGGCGGCAAUGGGAGGUUGGAGACGUUGCUGGAUCGGUUGAGGAAAUCCGCGGCUGAGUCGAAGGUGUCUGCUGCGGCCUCGGUGGAGGAUGGUGCGUCGCAGACGGCGUCGGAAGCGUGAUGCUGAUGGCUUCUUCGUGUUGUGUGGUUCUAUGUGCUGUGCCUACUAGCGAGUCCUUUUCUUAUACCUACCCAAGUUCAGGCUGUAUCGUAUUUCAAUUAAAAUCUAUUAUUCUGUC